Molecule: messenger RNA, 2415 nt
Organism: Eucalyptus grandis
Lineage: Eukaryota; Viridiplantae; Streptophyta; Magnoliopsida; Myrtales; Myrtaceae
Product: SUN domain-containing protein 4
Exons: 6
Coding region: 596-2386 (596 amino acids)
Biological process (GO): protein folding in endoplasmic reticulum
Cellular component (GO): membrane; cytoplasm
Source: RefSeq, a predicted model, not a curated record
GCCACUGAAUCCUUCCCGAGAAUUUCGAGUCCUGUCCUGCCCUGUCCUGCCCCCGAGCUGUGUGCUGUGUGUGUGCCCGCGAUCGGUGUCGCCCCGUCUUUUUGAGUCAGUUGAAACGUUGGAUUUGCUCUUUCGAAAGCAAUUGAAGUCGACGUCGCGUUCGCUGAGAUCUGCCGGCGUGAUUUCCACCUCCGUUGACGAGACACCCCCCCCUCUCUUUUUCUUUUUUCUUUUUCCUCCUCUUGAAAUACUAGGCGGAGAUCGAACUGAUGGAUGGUUACGUAUGGAUGUGGAUGAUGAUGGGCGUGCUUUCUCGAGGACGAUCCUGAUUGGUCUUAUAGUUGCUAGGAAAAGCGAAACUUCAACCGAUGCUAUUUGGUUGCUGGAAUCGACCUCUUUUAACCCAUAAUUUUUCGUUGUCUUUGCAAAGCUUUUUACUUGGUGGCAAUUGGACUCCUAUGGGCAGUGCUCUGUUGAAGUUUUUCUCGUCCACUUCAAGAAAAAGGUUGCGGACUUAGUGAUUUCCCCGUCGUAUCUGGACAUUCUUUGUCAUUUUCUCAUCCUAGAGCUCGAAGAUUGAUUGGAUUGAUGCCCGAUGCAGAGAUCACGCAGAGCUCUUCUGCAUAAGAGAGCUUUGGACAGGGCAACGAGUUGUCGAAGUCGAUUUUACAAACUUUCUUUGUCAUUAGUGUUCGUUCUAUGGGGCCUCGUGCUCCUUGUCAGCUUAUGGAUCAGCCGUGGUGAUGGCCACAGACAUGCUACCCCUAUCCUAGAGAUGGGCUAUAGAUUUUCAGAUGGAUCAGAGGAACUUCCAACAGCCGCAUCGCCUUUGGCUGAGGAAAUGUCAGGACAUCAUCAACAUAUUGGACUUGUUGAUAAACCGAUGUCACAAUCUUCUUUUGAUAGCAAUGGUGAUGCUGGAAUUAAGGUUCCCGAGGGCGAAAGUCAUUCUGCUAAAGGAAAUACAUGCAACUCUCCAACUACUAAAGAGUCCCCUGAGACUGAAAGUUUGGGUUCAAAUUAUGUAUCUAGAAAAGAUACUGUGGCAACAGACCGCCUAUCUCGUGCAGUGCCACUUGGUCUUGAUGAGUUCAAGAGCAAGAGUUACAGUUCUAAAAGCAAGUCAGGCACUGGUACAUCUGAAGGCAUCAUCCACAGGGUGGAGCCUGGGGGUGCAGAAUAUAAUUAUGCUUCUGCUGCAAAAGGAGCAAAGGUCUUGGCUUAUAACAAAGAAGCUAAGGGUGCUUCAAAUAUCUUAUGCCGGGACAGGGACAAAUACCUGAGAAACCCAUGUUCUGCAGAAGGGAAGUUUGUGGUCAUCGAACUUUCAGAAGAAACCUUGGUAGAUACGAUUGAAAUUGCAAAUUUUGAGCAUUACUCUUCCAAUCUCAAAGAAUUUGAACUUCUCGGCAGCUUGGUAUAUCCUACGGAUUCAUGGAUCAACCUUGGGAAUUUUACUGCUGCUAAUGUCAAACAGGCUCAGAUAUUUUCUCUUCCUGAACCGAAAUGGGUGAGAUAUCUGAAGUUGAAUCUCUUAAGUCACUAUGGCUAUGAAUUCUACUGUACAGUGAGCAUCCUUGAGGCUUAUGGAGUUGAUGCCAUUGAAAGAAUGCUGGAGGAUUUGAUUUCUGUUCCAGAAAACUCGCUUGCCAAUCAGGAAGAAAAUAACGAGAAGGAAGCAGAAUCAAUGCAGCCAGAAUCACCUAAUGCCGACGAUUUCUAUCAAGAUCUGGCUCAUGUAAUGGAAUCUGACAUUGUGCCGGAACAAAUCAAUGUAAAGCAUGACGUUCACAAGAAUUCACGGGACUCUGUAGAAGAGGGACGUCAGCAAAUUGGUAGAAUGCCUGGGGACACUGUCAUGAAGAUUUUGAUGCAAAAAGUCCGCUCCCUAGAUGUGAAUUUAUCAAUUUUGGAGCGUUAUCUGGAGGACUUGAAUUCUAGAUACGGAAAUAUCUUUAAAGAACUUGACGAGGACAUUGGAGAGAAGAAUCUACUUCUGGAAAACGUUAGAUCGGACAUUACUAUGCUCCUGGACAACAAGGAGGCUAUGAAUAAAGAUGUCGGUGAUCUUGUAGCUUGGAAAACUAUCGUUGCCAUGCAGCUAGAUAACCUGCUUAAGGAUAAUGCUCUUCUCAGAUCCGAGGUCGAGAUGGUGCGGAAGGAUCAAACGUCAAUCGAGAACAAGGGUAUUAUAGCAUUUCUGGUGUGCCUUAUUUUUGGUUUAGUAGCAGUUAUCAGGCUAUGUAUAGAUGCGGCAGUGGGUGUUUAUAGAGUGUUGAGUAGCGUUCAUACACCGGACAAGCCCGGGAAAUUUUGUUGCAUGAGCUCUUCCUGGCUUUUGAUGUUGUUCAGCUGUAGCACUGUAAUUUUCAUACUGUCAUUAUAGAUGAGGAAAAGAUUUACUUGUUAAGCUUC